AUGGCAUUUUAUUCUUGUCUAUAUCCCUAUAUUGAUAGUCGAUGUCACAUUCAUUGGAAAAGGCAAUUUCGUAUUCCUUGUGGUGAAUGUGGUACACUAACGACUUCUUCUUAUGGAAUGUGUGUAAAACAUGCUGGAAAGUAUUAUAGUAAAGCUAAUUAUAUAAAAAACAAACUUUCAUCUCCAACCACUAGUGUUCUGAAUCCAAAUCGAUCUGAUAGGCCUCAAGAAUAG
Molecule: messenger RNA, 234 nt
Organism: Funneliformis geosporum
Lineage: Eukaryota; Fungi; Glomeromycota; Glomeromycetes; Glomerales; Glomeraceae
Source: the annotation of a GenBank genome assembly